AUGGGUGUAAUUGUGUCUCUACUUGUAUUUUCAAUACUUCUUGGAGGUGCCUUUGGAAGAUCAUUUUCUCAACAACCAAUCCUAACUCUUAAGGCUCGGCCUGUACCCUCCCAUUCAACAAAUCUUAUAUGGAAUCGUCAUAUCGCUAAUAAUGGACAAGUUUAUGACUGUGUAGAUUUUUACAAGCAACCCGCCUUUAAUCAUCCUUCAUUAAAGGAUCAAAUUGCAAAGUUUAGACCAAGCUUAGUAGAAGAUGAUGGAAAAUUAGCUAAGAACAUUGGGUUGAAGAAUGGAGGUUGUCCGUCGGGAACUGUUCCCAUUUUACGAUACUCCUAUAAUCUUACAGCUGGUCGCGGUGAAAUUAGUCAACCACCACCUACCCCGCCGCAACAACAUUGUAGUGCAGUGAUAGCAACAACGUUGGAUGAUAUGAAUAGAAAAUUCUAUGGAACAAGUGCUGAUUUAUCUCUUCAUAAACCGGUGGUACAAAGUUCACAAUGGUCCUCUGCUCGAGUUAAAUUAUCAAAUGGCCUAGAAAGUAUUGAAGCUGGAUGGAUGGUAAAUCCAAGCUUCUUUCAUGAUAAUGAAGCCCAUCUCUACGCAAAGUUUACGAGUAGACAAGAAGAAUGUUUAAAUCAUGCAUGUCCAGGGUUUGUUCAAGUCUCAAAAUCAGUGGCUCUAGGUGAUACCCCACAAAAAUAUUCAUCUAUCGGAGGCACUCAAUAUUCUUGGAAUAUUACUAUCCAAAAGCAUCCAGACGACGGUAAUUGGUGGAUGACUUUAUCAAUUGACGAUCCAUUUCCAGUAGGAUACUGGCCUGGCAGUCUGUUUACGAGUUUAAAAGAAGUGGCGAAUCAAGUCUCAUGGGGAGGAGAAAUCAACAACCCAGAAAGCAUAAGUCCACAUCCAGAAAUGGGUAAUAGUAGAAAGGCCAGUUAUGACACUGCAAAUUCAGCAUUUUGCGCUCAUGUAACAGUUGAUACUGAUACUUCUAUAUAUGUUGAACCUCAAGGCACUCAAAAAGUAUACCAUUGUCCAAGUUCAUACACUGUUUUGGAUGAGGGUUAUCAGGGAGAGUAUUGGGGUCGUUUAAUGUACUAUGGAGGUUAUUUAAGUGCAAUAAAUAAUGCUUAG
This is a messenger RNA of Amaranthus tricolor (Joseph's coat), 1134 nucleotides long. RefSeq lists its product as uncharacterized. NCBI's taxonomy places the organism in Eukaryota, Viridiplantae, Streptophyta, Magnoliopsida, Caryophyllales, Amaranthaceae. The record is from RefSeq and is a predicted model, not a curated record. Bases 1 to 1134 code for a protein of 377 amino acids. The transcript has 8 exons.